Messenger RNA from Diaporthe amygdali, 873 nucleotides. Its product is annotated as glycosylhydrolase 11-2. The record is from RefSeq and is a predicted model, not a curated record. Gene Ontology annotation, molecular function: cellulose binding; hydrolase activity, hydrolyzing O-glycosyl compounds. Gene Ontology annotation, cellular component: extracellular region. The coding region runs from base 1 to 873 and encodes 290 amino acids. NCBI's taxonomy places the organism in Eukaryota, Fungi, Ascomycota, Sordariomycetes, Diaporthales, Diaporthaceae. The transcript has 3 exons. Gene Ontology annotation, biological process: xylan catabolic process.
AUGAUCGCUUUGCCAAGUCUUCUCGUCUCCCUGUUCGCCGCAAGCUCAGUGCUUGCAGUGCCUACGGAGCGCGGGCCAGCCUUCCAUGAACUCCUCUUUGCGGAGCGUGAUGCCAACGUGACUGAGUUCUCCGAUCUGGUUGCACGUCAGUCUCAGAGCCAGACGGGAACCAACAACGGCUAUUACUAUUCGUUCUGGACCGACGGCGGCUCUCAGGUCACCUACACAAACGGACCUGGUGGCCAGUACAGUAUAACUUGGGGCAGCGGUUGGAACCCGGGCAGCGCCCGCGAGAUUACCUACUCGGGUACAUACUCUCCCAAUGGCAACUCGUAUCUUGCCGUCUAUGGCUGGACGAGAAACCCCUUGAUCGAGUACUACAUUGUCGAGAACUUUGGCACCUACAACCCCAGCACGGGGGCCACCCGCCUCGGGUCUGUGACGUCGGAUGGCGGGACGUACGACAUCUACCGAACGCAGCGAGUCAACCAGCCAAGCAUUGACGGCACGGCGACCUUCUACCAGUACUGGUCCGUCCGGCAGUCCAAGAGAACUGGAGGGACCGUGAACACGGCCACCCACUUCAAUGCAUGGACUCAGUCUGGCCUUACGCUAGGCACGCACAAUUACCAGAUUGUCGCCACCGAAGGGUAUUUCAGCACCGGCUCGUCGACAAUCACUGUUGGAUCUUCCGCCGGCGGAAACAGCGGAGGUGGUACCACUUCAUCAGCUCCUGCGACCUCGCCGACUCCCCCUGCAAGCAGUUGUGCCGCCUUGUAUGGACAGUGCGGUGGCCAAGGAUGGACGGGGUCUACGUGCUGCUCGUCAGGGACAUGCAAGGCCGCCAACACGUACUAUUCUCAGUGCUUGUAA